This is a messenger RNA of Chara braunii, 4579 nucleotides long. The record is from the annotation of a GenBank genome assembly. Lineage: Eukaryota; Viridiplantae; Streptophyta; Charophyceae; Charales; Characeae.
ACCAAGGAUCAUGCAUUCAAUGUUCUCGNGUGCGUAAUGGAAGGGAACUUCUCGACACCAAGGAUCAUGCAUUCAAUGUUCUCGACACCGGAGACGAUGAGUCUCGAGACGCACAUGCGCUUGAUAGAACCGUUUCCUCGUGCGAAAUCCGUGAGGCACUUCAAGGGCGUGACUUCGAUCCACGGAGCCACCACAGAGGACUUUGAAGAGGACCCGUGGAUAACCGUCGUCCCGUGCAUGGGGAAGCAUCUUGACGGUUGGCACGAUGUCAAUUGGGCCGCGAUGGAGAGUCGAUGCCCUUGGGCAAACCAGUACAAGUUCGCCAACAUGUUGGAGUUUGGAGACCUCAUCACGCUGCCGGACGCUGUCCUCGGACACAAGUUCCUGAGCCGUGAGGAAAUGGGUUCCGGUGGUUCAGUACAGCCCCGGCAGGGUGAGGAACGCGGUCGCUUCGAUAACAGCGAGGAGGAAGAAGAGGAGGACACGCGAGUUUUGACGCAAAGACUCGGAAAUCGCAGGACGCUGAGAAUUCCGGGGGCUGAGAGAGGGGCAACGGUCGUCGAGCAGCCGUCGACGUCGGGUGGUCGUCUCGGCUUGGGGUCGGAGGACAGGACAGUUGGCGUCGUUUCCGGCGGGGAGGGAGGGGAACAACAGUCUACACAAAAGAGAAGGGGAGGCUCUGAGGGGGAGGCGUUGGGAGCUAAAAAAAAACAGAAGACAAAGACCCCACAACAGUCAGGGGGGAAAAGGAAGGGAGCUGAGGGGCAUGUCGGCGCGUCGAAUCAAAAGCGCCCGGCCUCGGCUCAAAAGCCACUCCAGUCGGCCCUUGUCCAGCCCAGAGGUGCCAUCGACAUCGACGCGGCAUACUUCCGGGAAUGGAAAAACGGCGUGCGAACAAAGCGGGAGUUCGCCAUUAACCCGUCGCAAGUCAUCGACAUCAGCGAGUGGGAGGCGGCAUGCAACCAGUGUUCCUUGGAUCCCGUGCAAAUACAGGCCAUUAUUGACGCAAUGACGACGGCCUACUCUAAGACCGAGAAGACUUACGAGCUGCCGACACUAAAGCUCGCGCCUCUCGGGCUGGUUAAACCGACGUCCGGGGUGCGGGCGGAUCGUCUGAAGCCGGAGGACUGGAAGGACGAGCUGGCAGGGCAAUACUACUACUACGCUGUGGCGGGCCAGCAUAACGCGGCUGCGGCCAGGGCGCUGCUUGGCACCGAUGUGGCGGUGAGGUACAACUUCGGGCGCUGGCCUGCACGAAUGGUGUACUUCUCGGACGAGGACUUUGAGGGGUACUUUCUGGUCAGCGCCGAGGACAACAAGAAAGACCUGAAGGCCCCUUCGAGACAACUGAAACUCUCCAUGAGAGACAUUCGGUGGUGUCGGACGGAAUUGGGUUACCCGAAAGCUGUUAUGGGUAACCCAGCGGGAAACAGGCGCACGUGGAGGCAUGGCGAAGAUUUUGUGCGGAGGCGCUCCAUAGGACGCCGAGCGAAGUGGAUCGCGAAGAAGAAGAAGGUGCAGGGCCUCAAGCCAGGUAUGAGCCACAUCGAAAACGAGAAGGACGGACGAAAGGUGGUCAUCUACAAUGUCCCCGUCGAAGGGUCACAAAAGAAAGGCAAGAAGGAAAAAGAGCCAGGGGACUGGUUCGUCCAGGUCACCGAGCCGGAUCCGCACUGCUGGAAGAGCAUGGAGGCCCUUACCGAGAAUGAGAAAUGCUGGUUGUUGAAGAAGGUUCUCAACUGCAAGGUGGUCUGGGUGCAGAGAGGGUCCUCCGCGUUGGCGAAGCAAGGGAAGCUGGGGAUGCAAGAGGCAGUGCAACUGGUGAAGUGCAAUCGCAUAUUGGUGCGGUUGUGGAACUACUACCAGUUCAAGCAUGAGAACCGGCCAGACAGUGAGACCACUAAGUACCCCUUCCUGAAAAAACGAGAGGCGAUUUUGGCAAAGUUUGAAGGGCAGGGGCUGGAUGCAGCGUUGUGGGACGGGAGCAGGAAACUUGUCUGCGACUCCUCCUUGUUCAAGGACUGUCCGCCCUACAUGGGUUGCGAGGACGACAAGUCGAUCAAGGCGACAGAAAAGCUAGUCCAAAACAAGAAGUUGCCCAUCGACUGGAAGAACAAGGUCCUCUCCGUGUUGACCAGCAGCAGGUCGAAAAGCAUGGAAGUCGUGUUGGCUGAAGGGAUGAUGCACAUUCUGUGGAACGACUCGAAGGACGUCACAACUAUUGCCCCGUUCGGCGUCGACCCUCUGGAUGCGCACAUGAAGGUCGUGGAGUUGGAGAGGGCGGUCGGAAUCACGAAAUGCCACACGUGCGUUCUCGACUUGUGCGACCCGGUGGACAUCAAACAGUGGAUAGCUAAAGUCUUCGAGAGUUUGAAUGCCCUACUGGAGCACGUGUUCCCCUCGCACUGGACAGUAGUCACGUUCGUCCCCCAUGAGCACGACUACUACUUCAUAACCAGCCUGCACCAUCUGUCCGUCGUGAAGGCAAUGGCCAGGAAGUGGGUGAGGAGGACGCAGCAGAAGAAAAGUUUCGGUGUCGGCCACAACUUGUACUCCUUGGACGACUGCAUGUACAUCCUUUUCAAAGGCGACGACUUGCGGGAGAACACAUCUGCUGUCUACGACGCGAGGUUGGCGGCGGGUGAUGCUGCCGCGGUGGGGGCACUUCAGAAAGUGACUCCCACUGAGAUAUCCGACAUGCCGUUCGACGCUUGUGAAUGGCCCGUCGUAAUACAUGGGCGUGAUCCCGUGGUGUACAAGGGCCAUGAGCGGAACCCCACACAAUUCGCCCAUCUGCUGGAAUUCCUUUGCAAAAAGGGGGACAGCAUCAUGUUCCUCGGGAAAGCGCACGCACAAGUCGUGUGGGAGGUCUUAAAGGGUGGUCGCAACGUCAUCGCGUUGGAGGGGAAUUCGGAGUGGUUGCAAUUCACGUUGGAUUUCCUGAAAACCGCGGUCAACUCGGGAGCAUACCGCUGCGAGUUCAUUACGAAGAGUGAGAAGCCGAGACGCAUUUGGGAUCCUUCGAUGGACAUGUGGUUCAAGCUAAGCGCCCGGAAAAGGAGCAGGAUCUACGAGUUCCUCUUCUUGGAGAAGCGGCCUGCGAGGGGCACCGACAUCGAGUACAUGCGCCGCAAGGAACACAUGUUGGCGCUGCUAGACAACUAUCACGGCGCCACGUGCCUGAACGCGAAGAACUUCCUGGACCGACUGAAGUUAUUGUACUUUGUCGAAUCCGAGCCGGUCCUGAGGCUCGAGAGUUACGGUGCCUUGAUCGACGCCGACGAAGAGUCCCUCACCGGUGUUGUCUUCGACACGGGUGCACCUGAGGAGGAUAGCGACACCGAGGAAAUUGACAUCGACUACCGCCUUGCUCCGGUGCUCCCAUCCCCGGCCUCCUCGUCGGCGAGUCCCUCAACAAACCGGCCUGCACCAGCGACACCCGUGCGGAGGACCCCUAGUAAGCUGUUUGCGAGAUUGACACCUCGGCCUGCUGCGCCUCCUCCUCUGUGUCCAGGGUGUCAAGUCCCCCUGCAACAUCCUUCUCGGAAGGAUGAGAACAUCCACUUCGAAGGGCACGACCACACACGUUCCACGGAGGCAGACUGCGUUCAUGACAUGAUUUGGCACCCGGGGAUUAUCCAGCCCGCAAUUCGGAAGGGGGAGUGGGUCAUGGCCAUAGUCGACACUGACGAGGAAUGGAAGCCGUCCGAGCGCCUGGCCAAGUCCGACUAUUUGGAUAUCGCGAGGAGUGAUGUGGUGGACAAAGUGACGUCAGAGAACAGCAACCUGCAGCCCGCCGACCCGGCCAUCAUUGCCACAACUGAUCGCUUGUUUCGGGAACUUCAUGACAAGCAGUGGUUGGAACUAUCUGACGAUUUCUACGACCUCGAGACGAGCCCUUCGAAGAAAAAGGUGAACUGGAAAGUACCCCCGUCGACAGGGACCCAGGGUAGUGUGGGAGGAGGACCUCCGAGCCCCCCUGGGGCCGGAGGGGGGGGAGGCAGUGGCCACGAGGAAGGAGGUGGCGGAGGCAGUGGCCAUACGACAUCAGGGGGAAGCGCGACGACAUCAUCGCCUGCCCCUGGCGGUCAGGGCAGGAUCGCGCACAACGGCGUGGGGGAAGGGGGGGUGAACGUCACACACUCCCCAACAACAGGGAGCGGCAAGUCGGGGAAGUUCGCCCACAUCCGAACUUCGCAGACGGAGGACCCACUGCCCGUGGAGGCAGCGACGUCGACCGGCAUCCGCACUUCGACGACUCUGGAGCAGGCGGCCCUUCCCUCGUGGACUGCUUUCGGCUCCUUCUGUGAAGUGGGGCAGGGCUCAUGUGCAGGGGAUCAUGUCUCCGCCGUGAAGGGCAAGUCCGCAGGCAUCCCUACCAGGGCGGACGACGUUCAGGCGAGUGUACCGGUCCAGUGGAGCUCUACAGGAGCACAGGCGUCGGAGAUGGGCGCCGCCCUGGCUAUGCGGGAGGCGACGCCGCCGGCCCUUGGACAAGGCUGAUCUGCGGAGUCACAGAGAGAGAUUGCUGGUGCAGAGCUGUCCACCUUCCUUGCGAUGAAGUCCGCCGGUAUCCGUA